AUGGAGAGCAUUGCCGAAGGGCCGAAGGAAAGGGCUCCAGGAGAGGGCAGGCGGCCGGUGGGGUCGAGAUCAGCGCUGCUUCCCCCCGGCCGGCUGGCUUGCGACUACGUGGUGCCCUGCCUGGCCCGCUACGGCCUCUGCGUGAAGGACGCCUUCCUCGGGGAAGCGCUGGGCGGGCAGAUCCUGGCGCAGGUGGAAGGGCUGCACCGCGGCGGCAAGUUCCAGGACGGGCAGCUGGUGCUUCGCAGAGCGGGGCCCGCCCGCCGCAUCCGCGGAGACCAGGUCGCCUGGGUGGAGGGCCGGGAGCCCGGCUGCAGAGCCAUCGGCGCUCUCAUGGCCCGCCUGGACCAGCUCAUCCUGCAGUGCGCCGGGAAGCUGGGCGGCUACGAGAUCAGCGGCCGGACGAAGGCCAUGGUGGCCUGUUACCCGGGCAAUGGCCUGGGCUACGUGCGGCACGUGGACAAUCCCCACGGAGACGGGCGCUGCGUCACGUGCAUCUACUAUCUCAACCGCAAGUGGGACAGCAAGGUGCACGGGGGCCUCCUGCAGAUCUUCCCAGAGGGCCGCCCGGUGGUGGCCAACAUCGAUCCCAUCUUUGACCGGCUGCUGAUCUUCUGGUCCGACCAGCGCAACCCGCACCAAGUGAAGCCGGCCUUUGCCACCAGGUAUGCCAUCACAGUCUGGUAUUUCGACGCCAAGGAACGGGCCAGAGCCAAGGAGGCACACCAGCGGGCUUCUGCUCAGAAGGAAGGAGCCUCUUCUGCGACAGGGGCUGACGGCCCCACGUGAUGGAUGGAAGACGUUGCCAUGGGAACCUGACUGGCGAGGCCCGCCCCUCACUGGCCAUCCCAGCUGCCUGCGGAUGCUGCCAGUGCUUGGCUGGGAGGCCCCGAUGCAGGGAGGGGGCCCCAGGGGAGAGAGGGGCCUCGGGUGCGAGGAGGAACCCUGGCCGUGUGUCUCUGUGGUGCACAGCUGUGCUCUGGCCAGUCUGUAAACGCAGCUCCACUUUGCACAUGGGGUGCUAUGGGGCACCCCCUGGCUGGCCCCUCCGGCUGCUGCCCGCAUCACCCCUUUGCGGGUGAGGGGAGAGAGAGAGGACUGCGCAAUAAAGAUACCU
Messenger RNA from Thamnophis sirtalis, 1117 nucleotides. NCBI's taxonomy places the organism in Eukaryota, Metazoa, Chordata, Lepidosauria, Squamata, Natricidae. The record is from RefSeq and is a predicted model, not a curated record.